Molecule: messenger RNA, 3177 nt
Organism: Nerophis lumbriciformis (worm pipefish)
Lineage: Eukaryota; Metazoa; Chordata; Actinopteri; Syngnathiformes; Syngnathidae
Source: RefSeq, a predicted model, not a curated record
GGCUCGUUCAAGCUGGGAGCUGCUCGCGUUCUUCACGGAUGGCAGAUGCAGUGCUUAGGCCCCGCCCACCAGGACAACGCCAACAUGAACGGCACGGCCGAGCAGGCCGACAUCCUGCCGCCCAACUGCAUGGUCAAGGACAGGUGGAAAGUGCUAAAGAAGAUCGGCGGUGGCGGUUUUGGCGAGAUCUAUGAGGCACUGGACCUGCUGACCCGGGAGAACGUGGCGCUCAAGGUGGAGUCGGCCCAGCAGCCCAAACAGGUCCUCAAGAUGGAGGUGGCUGUGCUCAAGAAGCUGCAGGGUAAAAACCACGUGUGCAAGUUCAUCGGCUGCGGCAGAAACGACAAAUUCAACUACGUGGUGAUGCAGCUUCAGGGUCGCAACCUGGCCGACCUGCGGCGUAGUCAGCCUCGAGGGACCUUCACCAUGAGCACCACGCUGCGGCUGGGGAAGCAGAUCCUGGAGUCCAUCGAGGCCAUCCACUCGGUCGGAUUCUUGCACCGAGACAUCAAGCCUUCCAACUUCGCCAUGGGUCGCCUGCCCUCCACGUACAGGAAGUGCUACAUGCUGGACUUCGGCCUAGCCCGCCAGUACACCAACACCACCGGCGAGGUCCGGCCGCCGAGGACGGUGGCGGGAUUCCGAGGGACGGUGCGCUACGCUUCGGUCAACGCCCACAAAAACAAGGAGAUGGGUCGCCACGACGACCUGUGGUCGCUUUUCUACAUGUUGGUGGAGUUCGCUGUGGGUCAGUUGCCUUGGAGAAAAAUCAAAGACAAGGAGCAAGUGGGUCAAAUCAAAGAGCGAUACGACCACCGCAUGUUGCUCAAACACAUGCCAUCCGAGUUCAACGUCUUCCUGGACCACGUCCUCGCCCUGGACUACUACACCAAGCCCGACUACCAGCUGCUGAUGUCGGUGUUCGAAAACAGCAUGAAGGAGCGAAUCAUCACAGAGAACGAGCCUUUCGACUGGGAGAAAGCGGGAAGCGAGGUCGCUUUGUCCGGCGGCGGUGGCGGGGGCGCCUCCACGCAACCGCAGCACAACACGCGGCCUACCGCCGCCAUGAUCGGGGCGGCGGUGACGCCGGCGCCCGGAGAGCCUCAGCGGGAGAACACCGACGACGUCCUCCAGGACGAACACCUGAGCGAGCAGGAGAACGCUCCGCCCCCGCCCGCGGUUCCGCACGAGCCCGGUGAUGCUUGGGAGGACACUGACUUCAACCGCAACAGACUCAGGAUCAGCUUGAACAAGGUGCGCACGGAAGAGGAGGCGGGGCACGCCGCCUGCCCGCUGUCGCCGGGUCGCGUUGGCGUUCCUGAUUCGCCCACCGGUCAGGGGCGGUCCUUGCGACAUCGCCGGGUCAACAGUCCUGAGUCGGAACGUUUGUCUGCCGCUGAGGGACGCGUCGACGCUUACGGACAAAGGUCUCGUGUGGACGUGCCGGGCUCCCCUUCGCGUCACGUGUACUCGUCGCAGCCGGCGCAGAUGUUGUCGGUGGACCCCGGUUGCCGCGGGGACCGGCAGGCCAGCGGCAGACAGGAAGUGUCGGCGGCAUCAGCAGACCAGGAAGCACACAGCAACGCCUUCAUCCGCUCCGUGCCGCUGGCUGAGGAAGAGGACUUUGACAGCAAGGAGUGGGUGAUCAUCGACAAGGAGACGGAGCUUCGAGACUUUCACCCCACGACUUCGGGCACCACCGACGACGAGCCCGAGGAGCUCCGCCCCCUCGACGAGCACGACGAGCGCAGGAAAGUCCGGACGGCGGGAGGCGCGGAGCUGGUGGUGCGCCCCAAGACGCACAUUAGUCGCGACGGCAGCCGCGGAAUGCUAACCCUGACGGAAGAGGAGGAGUCACGAAGGAGCGUCGGCGGGAGCCCCUCCCACUCUCCGUGUCACUCGCUGCCGGCGGGACGUCCUCGGCGCAGAGAGUCGGAACCUAACGGACCGCAGCGGCCGGCGGCCUCGCCAGGCGCCCCCUCACCGCCGUCGCCCGACUACCGCACAAAAAGCGACGGCGACGAGCGCGAACGCUUCCACAUCCUGCCCAAGCUGCAGGCCAAGCGCGGGGACUUCCUGACGGUGAUGCUGACGGGAAGCCUGGCGCAGCGGCGCACUUUGGCCGCCUCCGAGGAAGAGGAGAACGGUGGCGACGGCCCCCGGGACGACGACGUGACCAAGAGCCGCUCAGACAGUCCCAAGAGCUCAGAGGAAGCCGCCCCCUCCACGCUGAUGGCCGCCAGGGAGCAGGCUUCCGAGGCCGACCCGGAGGACGCCUCCAAGACCCUGGUCCUCUUCUCCCCCGGGGACGCUCGCAAGUCACCCUCCGCCUUGGAGGGUGAGCCCCCCGCGCCCGGUGGACCCCGCCUCCGUCCGGGAGAGACCUCAGAAACGGGUCGGGCGUCCCCGGCUCUCCGGGCCCCGUCGUCGCCCCCCUUUACCAAAGUGGAGCGCACCUUCGUCCACAUCGCCGAAACGUCCCACCUCAACGUCAUGUCUUCCGACGGGGAGACGGAGCGGGGCGUCCCGGCCCCGGAGCGACGCCGAGUCGGGGAAGCCACUCGGAGCCGAGCGGCCCACAAGAUCAGGAGCCGGAUUCCCGUCCCCGUCUCGGAAGGCGACUCGGAGCCCUCCUCCUCUUCCGUGCGGAGGCGCUUGACCCGACUUCGGUCCGGGACCUCGUCUUCGCUGUCCUCGGGAGACGGCGAGCGUCGAGGGGCUUGGGAAAACACCGGCACCGCCGGCUCGGAGGAGGACGCGCGUGCCUCCAAGAGGAGUCGGAUCCCCAGGCCAGUGACUCCGCUGAAAAGACCGAGUCCGGCGCUUCCUUCUCCUCUGGCCUUUUCGCCGGCAUCCCCCGCUACCAGGAACACGAAAGUUCAUCAAAGGUCCGCCCCGCCCGGCCGCGCAUCCGGCCGUCCCCGUCCGUCCGCCGCCCCCGUCCGGCCCCUCCCGGGAUGUCGCCGCAGCCUUAGCCUGGCGGUCCCCCGCAGGACCGACAGCCCGUCGCCUCGUCGGGCGGCGGCGCUGUCCGUCCGAGCGCCGACCGUUCCCGUCCUGCCCCCCAGGAAGCCGGCGGCCCUGCGACGCAGCGCCUCGCAGGAGCCCGCCGCCCCCGUCGGGUCUUCCCGUUCCAAAGCGGCGGCGAAGGCCAACGCCGGGGAGAAGGCUAGAUAA